Molecule: messenger RNA, 582 nt
Organism: Diatraea saccharalis (sugarcane borer)
Lineage: Eukaryota; Metazoa; Arthropoda; Insecta; Lepidoptera; Crambidae
Source: the annotation of a GenBank genome assembly
AUGCGCUGUGAAAAACUUACGGAGCGCGCGGUCGCGUUCUGUGCUAACAUUUUCACUUCCACUUAUGAGCAGUGCAUAGACGAGAUAAGUCCUGUGUCAUCCUGGGUUCUGUGUCGACCGAUGAAGCUGACACAUAUAUGUAACUUGGCGGAAUUCAUGGGGGGUUUCAAUAUUUGUGACAGUACAAACCAGAGUAAUCCAGGUCUUGGAGAAGGGUACAUUGCUUUGAAAAAUUCAAUGCAGAUUCUAACCAGGAACAGAGAUGUUUUCAUUCAACAUAGAAUCAAAUGUCUACAUCAGCUUUUUAAUGUUCAGGAUGCAAAGGAAACUGGGGACAGAGUGAUGCACGCUUUCGAUGAGAAAUUUAUAAUUAUGAAUAUGGUUAAGACAGCGGUGAAUGUGUGCGUGGCGGUGCUGUUCCUCAGGAUAUUUACUGCAGCUGUCGCAUACCACGAACAGUACCUUACUAAUAUUGAAUACGAUAAUGUCUACAUAACGGGACGAUUCAAGAAAAUAGAUAGAAAGCGGAAAAAGAGGAAUCAACUAACAAUUUUGCCUCUCAAAAAGGUAUAUGGUGUUUAA